GUCCCUUACUCUGCAACAACCUUAACGGCUCUGCCGACGUGUACUUUCCCUAAAUUCCCGGUUAACUGCGGCCCUCUUAACAUUCCUUCACUUCAAUUUCAGUUUCUCUCCAGAAACUUCUCUGCUAUGUUUGGUUGCCUAGAAAACGAAGGAAAAUGGAAGAGCCUAAUCCAGAAGCCGACUAAGUCUUUUGUACUCUCAGCUCUGUGCUUUGGUUUCGGGAAAGCUCAAGAUUCUUGAGAAAAUGUCCAAACAGUUCUGGCGCUUGUACCUAGCUGUGUUUGUUUUCUCGGUGAAUUUGUUUCUUGAGGCUGGUGCCGCGACGGAUAUGCUUGACGUUGUAGCUCUUCAAGAUUUUAAAAUUCAAGGACUAAAUCUCACUGGAACUCUUGGAGGCCAACUGGAUAAUCUCCAUAACCUGAAGCACCUGGAUGUUAGCUCCAAUAAAAUUCUAGGUGAAAUUCCACCUCGCUUACCCCCUAAUGCCACUCAUAUAAAUUUGGCAUGUAACAAUUUGACCAGAUAUAUACCUCAGUCUUUAUCUUUCUUGACAUAUCUCCGGCAUCUGAACCUAAGCCACAAUUUAUUGUCCGGACCAGUUGGCAAUGUGUUUUCUGGUCUAAAGAAUCUAAAAGAAAUGGAUCUAUCAUAUAAUAACUUCACUGGAGAUCUACCAGAUUCUUUUGAAUCUCUGAAAAAUCUUACAAAACUGUUCUUGCAUAACAACAAAUUUACUGGGUCAGUUGUAUAUCUGGCAGAGCUUCCGUUAACUGAUCUGAACAUUGAAGACAAUCAUUUUAGUGGCCUUAUUCCAGAGCAGUUUCGGUCAAUUCCAAAUUUAUGGAUUUGGGGAAACAAGUUUGACAUUGCGUCCAACUAUCCUCCCUGGACUUUCCCUUUGGUUAAUGUUCCAAUUCUGCAAAAUAUAAGUGGUCCACCAUCAACUCAGUCAAGUGCCAUUGAAGACUACCCCUCUCCUGAAGUAAGUGGAGCCAACAAGAAAAGGCUGAGCCCUGGAGCAAUAGGUUCUACAGUGUCUGGGGUGAUUCUGGUGGUCACUGGUGCAGCAUUGCUCUUUGCAAUCCACAUAAAACGAUCACGUGCACAAAGGCUUAACAGCUUGGAUAGCACUGGUAACAGGCUCCACUCUCUUCCAGACAAUGCAGCAAGAGAUGAGGCCCUACAAUUCUCAUCGAUCAGCCCUUCAUCUGCUCUUGCCACGAGGCAUAUUCUUCCUGUUCAACCAACUGGACCAGACAAAAUGUGUAAGAGAAGAAAAAGUUUAGUGAAGCAACAUAAUAUGACAAGAAUUGCAAAUGCUUACACUUUGGCAGAGCUCCAAUUAGCUACAAACAGCUUCAGUGAAGAGAACCUUGUUGCAGAGGGAUCGCUUGGUUCUGUUUACAAAGCCGAGUUCCCUGAUGGCCAUGUUGUGGCUGUGAAAAACAUCAACAUGGUAUCAUUGUCAUUCUGUGAAGAAGAGCAAUUCAUGGAUGUCAUUCGGAGAGCAUCACAACUAAGGCACCCCAACAUCAUAACUCUUCUUGGUUAUUGUGUGGAAAAUGGACAGCAUCUUAUUGUCUACGAGUAUGUAAGAAACUUUUCUCUUGAUGAUGCGCUGCAUAAUGAAGCCCACAAGCCACUGCCUUGGGGACUUCGCCUCUGUAUUGCACUUGGUAUUGCUCGGGCUUUGAACUAUUUGCACUCCAAAUUCUCGCCUCCUGUUGCCCAUUGCACCAUAAAGUCUGCCAACAUCUUACUCGAUGAAGAACUUAUGCCUCGCAUAUGUGACAGUGGGCUAGCAAUUCUAAGGUCAUUUAUGAGCAACUCUGUGAAACUUAAGGCAUCUGAAAUUGCUAUUGCUGACACUGGCUAUGUUGCACCCGAACAUGGGCAACCAGGAAGUGACAACACAAAGAGUGAUGUAUAUGCCUUUGGAGUGUUGCUUUUGGAGUUAUUAACAGGAAGAAGGCCAUUUGAUAGUUCAAGACCAGAAUGGGAGCAAUCUCUGGUGAAAUGGGCUUCACUCCAGCUUCAUGACAGCACGUGUUUGGAUCAAAUGGUUGAUCCAAGAAUUAGAGAAACAUUUUCUUCCAGGGCUCUCUCCGGCUUUGCUGACAUUAUCUCACUUUGUAUUCAGACUGUGAUGGAGUUCCGACCACAGAUGUCUGAAAUUGUAGAAUAUCUUACAUCUCUGUUACAAAAGCUUGGCAUGGAAAAUGGCAGUCUAGCAGCUGGUACUGAAGUUGACAUCUGGGAGAAAUCUUUCGGUUCAACUUACACCGGCUUUAUAAGCUCCCCACCAAUGAGUCCACAAUCAGCCUCCUUCUCUUUUAUCGCAGCUUGAUGAAAUUUUUUAGUAUCAGAUUCCUAGAACAACUAAUCAUAUGUCCAUUUUGUUGUUGUACAGUCCAUGUAUUGGGAACUUUUAUUGUUCCCAUAUUGUGAUGGAAUGUGCUCUCGAAGUAGACCACAGUAAUCUCUCAAACAAAGGACCCAACUUAGA
Messenger RNA from Rubroshorea leprosula, 2506 nucleotides. NCBI's taxonomy places the organism in Eukaryota, Viridiplantae, Streptophyta, Magnoliopsida, Malvales, Dipterocarpaceae. The record is from the annotation of a GenBank genome assembly.